Messenger RNA from Musca vetustissima, 747 nucleotides. Its product is annotated as farnesol dehydrogenase-like. The coding region runs from base 13 to 747 and encodes 244 amino acids. The transcript is spliced from 2 exons. The record is from RefSeq and is a predicted model, not a curated record. NCBI's taxonomy places the organism in Eukaryota, Metazoa, Arthropoda, Insecta, Diptera, Muscidae.
AACAGCAAAAUCAUGGAACGUUGGCAAAAUAAAAUCGCUGUGGUGACAGGAGCCAGUGCUGGCAUUGGCGCGGCCACCUGUAAGGCUCUCGCCGAAAAGGGUAUGAUUGUCGUCGGACUCGCAAGACGUGUUGAGAAGAUGGAAAGUCAAACAAGACCCUUAAUUGCCAGCGAAUAUCAAAAGAAUUUCCACACCUACAAAUGUGAUGUGUCAGAUGAGGAAAGUGUAAAGACGGCCUUUGCAUGGAUUGUUGAGAAAUUCGGCGGGGUAGAUGUUUUGGUCAACAAUGCAGGAAUUAUUAAAAUGGGUCGUCUUCUUGAUAUCGAUGAAUCAAUUCUAAAGGAUACCAUCAAUACCAAUGUUUUGGGUGUUGUUUGGUGUACCCGGGAGGCUUUCAAAAAUAUGAAAGAACGUAAUGUUGAUGGUCACAUUGUUAUCAUUAAUAGUGUUGUAGGUCAUGGUGUGCCUGCCACACCAGAUCCUAUGUUGAAUAUUUAUCCUCCUUCGAAACAUGCCAUAACCGCAAUGACGGAGGUUUUACGUCAAGAAUUGCUAAAGAAUGAAACUAAAAUUAAAAUUACGAGUAUCAGUCCCGGUGCUGUGCGUACAGAGAUUAUCGAUUUCCCUCCUGAAAUGCCAGCCUUGGCAAGUGAAGAUAUUGCUGAUGCCAUUGUCUAUUGUAUACAAACUCCACCAAAUGUUCAAAUUCACGAAAUGAUCAUUAAGCCCAUUGGAGAACAGAUCUAA